Molecule: messenger RNA, 2594 nt
Organism: Rhinolophus ferrumequinum (greater horseshoe bat)
Lineage: Eukaryota; Metazoa; Chordata; Mammalia; Chiroptera; Rhinolophidae
Gene: SH3GL2
Product: SH3 domain containing GRB2 like 2, endophilin A1
Exons: 9
Coding region: 168-1226 (352 amino acids)
Biological process (GO): synaptic vesicle uncoating
Cellular component (GO): glutamatergic synapse; cytoplasm; presynapse
Molecular function (GO): protein binding
Source: RefSeq, a predicted model, not a curated record
GGUGUCUCUCCGCACCAGCCCGCGUCCCGCGCCGCUCCGCGCCCCCGCGCCCACAGCCCCGGCGGCGGCACGACGAGCGCGCCGCCCGGCUUGGCCCUCCCGUCCCGCUCUGCUGCCGCUGCCUUCUAGCACCAGCAGUCGCCCGCCUCCGCGCGUCCUCCCGCACCAUGUCGGUGGCCGGACUCAAGAAGCAAUUCCAUAAAGCCACUCAGAAAGUGAGUGAGAAGGUUGGAGGAGCUGAAGGAACCAAGCUAGAUGAUGACUUCAAGGAGAUGGAGAGGAAAGUGGAUGUCACCAGCAGGGCUGUGAUGGAAAUAAUGACUAAAACAAUUGAAUACCUUCAACCCAAUCCAGCUUCCAGAGCUAAACUCAGCAUGAUCAACACCAUGUCAAAAAUCCGUGGCCAGGAGAAAGGGCCAGGCUACCCUCAGGCGGAAGCACUGCUCGCAGAGGCCAUGCUCAAGUUCGGAAGAGAGCUUGGGGAUGAAUGCAACUUUGGCCCAGCGCUCGGUGAGGUAGGGGAGGCCAUGCGGGAGCUCUCGGAGGUGAAAGACUCUUUAGACAUGGAAGUAAAGCAAAACUUCAUUGACCCCCUUCAGAAUCUUCAUGACAAAGAUCUGAGGGAAAUUCAGCAUCAUCUAAAGAAGCUGGAGGGUCGACGGCUGGACUUCGAUUAUAAGAAGAAACGACAAGGCAAGAUUCCAGAUGAAGAGCUCCGUCAAGCUCUGGAGAAAUUUGAUGAGUCUAAAGAAAUUGCUGAGUCAAGCAUGUUCAAUCUCUUAGAGAUGGAUAUCGAACAGGUGAGCCAGCUCUCUGCGCUCGUCCAGGCCCAGCUGGAGUACCAUAAGCAGGCCGUCCAGAUACUGCAGCAAGUCACCGUCAGACUGGAAGAAAGAAUAAGACAAGCUUCAUCUCAGCCUAGAAGGGAGUAUCAGCCUAAACCGAGGAUGAGCCUGGAGUUUCCAAUGGGAGACAGUACUCAACCCAACGGGGGCCUCUCCCACACAGGCACCCCCAAACCUACAGGUGUCCCGAUGGAUCAGCCCUGCUGCCGAGCUCUGUACGACUUUGAACCCGAAAAUGAAGGGGAAUUGGGGUUUAAAGAGGGUGAUAUCAUCACACUCACUAACCAAAUUGAUGAGAACUGGUAUGAGGGGAUGCUUCAUGGCCAGUCAGGCUUCUUCCCUAUCAAUUACGUGGAAAUUCUGGUCGCCCUGCCCCAUUAGUGUGUAACGCGCUGGCUCACCUCCUCUUGACCCAGAUAGUCACGUUUUACCACUGCUUUGGUAAUGCAGCUCACAACACAUCCCAAGUGCAGGCCGCAGUGGUCCAAGUCAUCAAGCCCCACCACGUGUCUGUGGUUGACGUGUGUGACCCCAAAGGAGUCAUGGUGAUGGAUGGUAUCUUCUCAGCCUGGUAGGCAUGGCAUGUGCUUUUGAAACACCAUCUAAGGCCAGCCAGUCAGAGACCUGCCGUUCACACAGUUCUCAGGAGGCUGUGGCUUCUUAAAAUAAUGACCCUGCGCCACAUCCCAGAAAAACCAUCCUACUGAAGAUAUUAUCUAUCACCCAGGGGCCAUCGCCAGGUCUCAGGUUCUCCAUUUAAACAGGAGAAAGUCUUGGCUUUCACAUUGUCCCCUCCCAAAUAUGUGAGUCACAGAAUUGUGGAAGAAAGCCUCCCUCACCAGCAAAUUGUCUUCUGGUCUGAAUGAGUUAUUCCCUUGAUGCUCUUGGUAGAAAAAGUGUUGAGUGCGGAUUCAAAGUCUUCUCUGAAAACAUUCACCUUUCUUCCUCCCGCUGCCUAUCUCUGAGGUACAGCCAGUUCUCUUCCCUCCCUGCUGCUAAAGCCAAAGGGAAACUCCCAUUUUAUUUCUAAGUAAAACAAGUAGUAAUCAGCAUAUUGUGGAAGGAGUUGAAAAGAGGAGACUCUCCUUUAUGAGGAAUUGUGGAGAUCUGAUUUCCAAGCUUGAAUUUCUUGCUGCACAGAAAUGAUAUCUGUAUUGAGGGCAUUUCUGAAGGUACUGGGAAGAGGGAACACCUAUCUUCACUUCAGUUUUAUUUAUGAGUUAUGUGUUUCAUGAAUCCGUUUGACACCGAGACCCAAGGAGAAAAACACUAGAGAUCAUUCUUCCCUUAGUUCAUAGACCAAGAAACAGUAAACACCUUUUCUUUCCACUUUCACCUUGUGUUCUCUGAACAUCAUUUGUGCAUAUUCUGCCCUCAAUGAGGACCAAAUAAAGAUGAUUUUUGUGUUUAGCGGUUUAAGGUGCGUGGCUGCAUAUGCAAAACUCUUUCCCAAUUCAGUCGUUACUUUUAUCUCUGUCCCUUUGAUCUCAUCUUCCUUUUGUGUGUACAGCGCUGUGUGUAAAUUUAUGAGUGUUUUCUUUUGUACCAGUCAUUAUAGCCCUGUUAGUUUCUAUCCAGAGUUCUAUUUAUCUAGCUAUGCAGAUUCUCUGAGAGGUUUAACGUGCUGCUUCGGAUGUGCCACCUGCGGUAGUGGAUCAUGUGGAGUGAAAGGCAAAUCUUACUGCUUAAUGUACAAACUCUUACCACAGGAAGCAUCGCUGUUUCCAAUAAACAUUGCUGAAGACAGAA